Amphiprion ocellaris (clown anemonefish) is the source of this 3597-nucleotide messenger RNA. Its product is annotated as glycerol-3-phosphate dehydrogenase [NAD(+)], cytoplasmic. Lineage: Eukaryota; Metazoa; Chordata; Actinopteri; Pomacentridae. Gene Ontology annotation, cellular component: cytosol; glycerol-3-phosphate dehydrogenase (FAD) complex. The record is from RefSeq and is a predicted model, not a curated record. The coding region runs from base 92 to 1147 and encodes 351 amino acids. Gene Ontology annotation, biological process: carbohydrate metabolic process; glycerol-3-phosphate catabolic process. The transcript has 8 exons. Gene Ontology annotation, molecular function: NAD binding; protein homodimerization activity; glycerol-3-phosphate dehydrogenase [NAD(P)+] activity.
CCUCGGACAGGCCAAUAAAAUCCGACUGCGUUGCAUAACUGGACUGCAGUCGGUGCAGGUUCACCUCCACACAGUGGUUUACUUCUUCACAAUGGCAGCUCCGAAGAAAGUCUGCAUCGUGGGCUCUGGAAACUGGGGUUCUGCCAUUGCCAAGAUUGUGGGUGCCAAUGCUGCUCAGAAUCCCAAAUUUGACAACACCGUCAAAAUGUGGGUGUUUGAGGAGACGGUGAACGGGCGCAAACUGACUGAAAUCAUCAAUGCUGAUCAUGAAAAUGUCAAAUAUCUCCCUGGACACAAGCUACCACCAAAUGUGGUGGCGGUGCCGGACCUGGUGGAGGCGUCCAGCGAUGCAGACAUUCUGGUGUUUGUGAUCCCACACCAGUUUGUUGGGAGAGUGUGCGACACCAUGAAGGGCAAGAUAAAGAGCGAUGCACUGGGGAUGUCCCUCAUCAAGGGUGUCGAUGAGGGGCCGGAUGGACUCAAGCUCAUCUCUGACGUGAUCCAGGAGAAGCUCGGUAUCACCAUGAGCGUGCUGAUGGGGGCCAACAUCGCUAAUGAGGUUGCCGAUGAGAAGUUUUGUGAGACGACCAUUGGCUGUAAGAAUAAAAACCACGGGGCUCUUCUGAAGGAACUCAUGCAGACAAACAACUUCCGAGUUACUGUAGUGGAAGAGUACGAUGUGGUGGAAAUUUGUGGGGCCCUGAAGAACAUUGUUGCGGUCGGGGCAGGUUUCUGUGACGGUCUGGGCUUCGGUGACAACACAAAGGCAGCAGUUAUCCGGCUGGGCCUAAUGGAGAUGAUCGCCUUUGCCCGCAUUUUCUGCACCGCUGGCCCCGUGUCCUCAGCAACGUUCCUGGAGAGCUGCGGCGUCGCCGACCUCAUCACCACAUGUUACGGUGGCCGCAACCGCAAAGUAGCCGAAGCUUUUGUUAAAACGGGGAAGUCCAUCGAGGAUCUGGAGAAAGAGAUGCUGAAUGGUCAGAAGCUGCAGGGUCCAGCAACAGCAGCCGAGGUCUAUCUCAUCCUCAAGCACAAAAACCUGGUUGACAAGUUCCCGCUGUUUAACGCAGUGUAUCGGAUCUGCUUCCAGGGCCAUCCAGUCACAGAGUUCAUAAGCUGUUUGCAGAAUCACCCAGAGCACAUGUAAAGAAAAAACACUGAGUGCCUUCUCAACGGAGAACAUGACCACUUUCAUGUUACCUGCCGGAAAGAGUUGGAGGGUGAUGCGUCACUCCACAACUGUCAAGCAACUAAACGGCUCCAGCCAGCGAAAUCAUGUACAGGUUGCAUAAUGUCUUUUUAAGUACGAGCACUUUGUCCUGAACAUUCAGUUGCUGACUUUUUUUUUUCUCCCCCCCUUAAGUCUUUUACUUCCAGAUAUGUACUAAAACUUGGAGGAUAAUUGUUGGGAUUUCUCUUUCCCUCUGAUGGUCUUAAAGCUCUUUCAGCCUGAGAUAUGUGCAUUGUCUAAAGCCAUGUGAAAUCAGGAUGCAUGGUGGCACUUUUUAAAUCCCAACACUAAUACAGAAAUUCAGACUUCACAAGAUAUCAGUUAAUUAAGUUUGAACUUCAGAAGACAUGACAAUGACUACGAUUCAGUUACUGAAAUUUGUACAAUAUUUAUAUGGUACUACACAAUGCAUCCAGAUUUCUACAAGUCCAGCCACUCAGGGCAAAGAGUUAUCGACAGCCUUCUGUAGAGGGAUUUAUCCUUAUCUAAAAUUAAUAUUGCCGUCCAGUAAACGCCUGUCUGUCAACGCACGUUAUUUAAUUAUAGAUGUAAUACCGCACUUCCUAAUGUCUUUGUAUGCUUUAAGUGUCUUACAUAAUUCACUAUAACAUUUCCUGCCUUGUACUGUACAUGAACAUACUGUCAAACGCACAGAAACGGUUUUUAACAAAGAAAGCUAACGUGCCUUAAAAUGCAUGGUUUUUAAGUCUUUUCUGUUUAGUGUUUUUUUUUUUUUUUUUUUGCCGUCAACUCAAAAUCUUAAAGGAUGAUUCUGGUUCAUUUCAACAUUGAGUGUCCAAGUAAACCCACAUAUUAUGGCUCUAUGUCAGCUCUGCAUUCUCCACCUCCAAUACAGAGAUUUGGAAGGAAUGAAGAGUUACACAAAAUGUAGUAAAUCACCAGCUGUUGACUGCAAGUGUAAGCCUUCCACACAUUGCGAACGGCAUUUUUCUACCCUUCUGCAAUCUGCGUUUUGCCGUUUAUAAAAUCUCCUUUACUACAAGAAACAACAGCAACCUCAAGCAUAAAGCUACACAUGAAUUGCUAAGUAUCACUCAAGAUUUGAUUGUGCAGUAAUGCAAAUUAUGAAACAAGUUUAGAGUUUUUUGGAAAGCUACAAGGAGCUCACGCCAAUCGCCUCAAUAUACACUGCUUUGUACGAGCUUGAUUCCCAGAUAUCUGGAACAAAGGUGGAGAGUGUGAAGUUAUUAUGACCCAUAGAGCCACGUUAAAGACAAAAAGGUGAUACUAAUCCAAUGCACUGUCAAAUUUGGAAAUAUCUCCUCACAAGUCGUAAGCUGUCUGUUUUGUCCGCUCUGGCUCUGUAAAUGGAAACAAAACGGCUCAGACCAAACUACACGAUAUUGUCAAGUCCACCUCUCUUUCCCUCCAAAGGACGCAAGGACGACUCAGUUCAAAUUUCCAACUCAAACUUUUAUUUUCCUUUUAGUUGGUUGGUCAUGAUAUUGCAAUAGGUUGUAAACCUUUAAAGACAGAAACAAAGUUUAUAUCAUCAAACACAGAACCAAAAAGUUGACAUACUACCCACUUAACCAUUUAAAUGAAUCAAUCACUUAAACCUUUUUAAAGCAAAUAAAGAAUAACCAACAUUUUAGUAAAGUUUAGUAAAAUUUUAACAUUUAACUGAACAUAUAUAUUUUCUAUAUUUUUACUUUAAACUCAAAAUGAAACAUCUUAAUUCAAACUCAUUUGACAUAAAAAUGGAGUAAAUGCAGCAAGCUUUCAUUAACCAAUCACACAGUGAGCAGUUAACAUAAACUUGGCCAUAUCAAGAAACAUUUCAAACCACCAAGAAAGCAAAUAAACAUUUCACCAACCAUUGGCGUCUUUGGACUGAAUCCAUGAGUGGACUUGGAUCUUCUUUGUUCUUUCCUCGUGUCUUUCUCUUCUGAAGAUUGUUUGGCUGACUGACUGAGCUUCCCCCAGUCCUUCCCAGGUGCUCUAAAUCAGUGAUCACUGAUCAGGUGUCAAGCACCUCUUUGCUGCUGCCGGUGCAUUCUGGGAAGUGUAGUAUUUAGUUCCAUUCCCUGAGAUUCAGCUUAACAGAUAUUAUUCCAGCAUUUCCUAUGUAUGUUUGUACUGGAAAAGGAGUGGAGGGAAGAUGGGGGAGCAAGAGGGAUAGUAAAAACUGGCACUUGCCAACUAGCUAAAUGUCAACCGUCUUUCUCCAGGAUCACAGACCUUUUAAAUGUGAAAUGCUGCAGGUUGAAAUAUACCAGAAUUCUCCUUUAACAUAAUGCCUAUUCACUACGCCAUUUGUUAAUGUGAUCCUGCCUGACCCAGUUUUCCCUCGGUUACAUCUAAUCCCAAUAUUUGUUGGUGAAUAAAUUAAUUCAGGUGUCAAA